GGUGUUUCCUCUCUUUAAGGAGCAAAUGAUACAAUGACAGGGAUUUCAGAAGGCUACCAGUAUGAAAACAAAACGGUCAUCCUACAUGACCAGUUGGUGGCUACUAAUAAGGGAAUAUACAUUGGAGUUGGUGUCUUUGUUGGGGUGCUUCUCAUUCUGAUUUUACUUGUCUUUGUUUUGAAACGAUAUUUCUAUAACAGAAAGAAUGCACAAACUCUAAGUCUGACUUUCUUGGCGAGUAAUAAAAAUGAAGUUGUAAGGACUGCCACUGAAGAUGGCAACCGAGUAGAGGACAAUGUCUACACGAUUGAAGAUAAUGUCUACAUUGUUGAGGAGGAAAAUGCCUACAUUAUUGAAGAGGAGAAUACCUAUGUCAUGCCAACAUGCAAUGAGAAACAACAACCCUCCAAAGUUUGACCAUAAUAUCCUCAACUGACAGUUCUGGCCUUUUCCAUGUUCAUUUCCUUUUAAGCUCAUGGAUUAUUCCUAGGUGUUAUCUCUACCUGACAGGAGCAAUUGCAACAAUAAACGGUGACUCUGGAGAUGAAACAACCGACGUGGUACCAAACAAUGACACUUUUGUCAGACUACAAACUAUGCCAGAAAGAUGAGAGUUGAAUCUGGCACUAAUUCUCUUAAGUUAUACCAUUUUGUGUCAUGUGUAGACAUAGAGAACUUAGGGUUCUGGAGAGCCACACAAUCACUGCAACUUUCAAUCAACCAAUAAAACAAAUAAAAGGGUAGUUUUGUUUUUGUAAAUUCCAAUUGCCACAUUUCUCCUUAAGUUCUUAUGUAGGCAGCUGGUUUUAUUUCCUCCAUGAAUUCAAUUUCUUUAGCACAGGUAGAUCCAGUUCUCCUUCUUGGCUUUUGCAAAUGUGGCUUGAUGCCAACUUAUUUUCUGGGAACUCAGAGAGCUCAUUUCCAUAGUUACAGGAAACUAGAGUGCCUUUCAUAGCUUAUGCUACAAUGUGUGCAAAGUUCUAUUAAUAGGCAGUGGAUAUAGCUUGGGACUGAGAACAUGAAUUCAAGGUAGAGAAACUGCAACUGUCUUGGCCUCCUGCUACCACAAACUGACAUAAGACACAUAAGUCUGAGCCAUGGAAGGAAAAGUUACCUUGAAAAACUGCAGUGAAUGAGGCGUCCAAUAGGAUAGGUCUUUUAGAAAGAAAAGAGGCUGUUGCUGUUUGAGGGUAUUACUACUUUAGAAUGACAAUCUCUUUCUAUCUUUCCCUAGCAAAUUUGAUCUUAAAAUGUAAUGAUUAAUGGGAAAAGACCAGAGGUUUUUUUAUUUUUAUGUUUCUUUUGGGGGGUAACUGAUAUUAUGGACAGCCUGCUAUCCCUUCCUCAAAAGUUCAGUUAGACUUUUUGGUUCACUGGGGUAAAUUUGUACAGUAGGAAAAAUGGAUCCAGGGAACAACAAAUAUAUUAUUAUGGUUGUUGUGACCAAUGGUUUCAAAUGAGAACUAAUUUUUCUUUGUAGUAUUUAGGACAUUUGAAAGCUGAGAUCACCUGCUAAGGUACCUGUGUUGUUAAUAUAAUGUACAAUGACUUUCCAUUCUAAAUAGUAUCUUGCAAUGUUUGGUUGUCCUAAUUUUAAACUGGAAAUUUGUAGCAACUUUUGGAAGAGAUUUCAGUGGUGACGACAGCUCCAUUACUAAAGGGAACCAGCUUUAAGAUUCUAAGGAUGGCCAAGAUAUGACUGAUCCAAAAAUGGUGCUAAUAGAAGGAUUACAGGAUGAGGGAAUCAGACCCCAGCUAUGUCACUAAUUAGGUACAUAAUCAUAAUAAAGUUAGCCUUUACUUCAGUUUUCUCAGUUCUCAAAUGGGUAAAACUACCCUGACCGCCUCAGUGUCAUUGUGAUUGAUCAAUGGGGAUAACAGCUGUGAAUACCCUUGAAAAAGUAAGCACUCUGCAAAUGCAAGGUAUUAUCGUCCUUACCAUUAUUGUUUGGGACCAUAAGUUUAUGUGGAGGCUAUCAUGAGCAGUAUGAACAGAUCACAUGCCCAACUAAGUUAGAUAGUGAUGAUGAUGACGAUGACAGUGGUCUCAUAAAGCUAACUUGCUGCUGUAGCUUAUUUGUACUUAACAAUGCCUUUUUUAGAAAUUACUUUUGCUCCAUGGACCAAGAGGGGAAAAAAAAAUCUGUUGAACAACUUUUCUUUUCUUUGGCAAUGGGGUUAAAUGACUUGCCUAGGGUCAG
Molecule: messenger RNA, 2201 nt
Organism: Vombatus ursinus (common wombat)
Lineage: Eukaryota; Metazoa; Chordata; Mammalia; Diprotodontia; Vombatidae
Product: hepatitis A virus cellular receptor 2-like
Exons: 4
Coding region: 34-417 (127 amino acids)
Source: RefSeq, a predicted model, not a curated record